This is a messenger RNA of Microplitis mediator, 3416 nucleotides long. RefSeq lists its product as uncharacterized. Lineage: Eukaryota; Metazoa; Arthropoda; Insecta; Hymenoptera; Braconidae. The transcript is spliced from 13 exons. The coding region runs from base 82 to 2841 and encodes 919 amino acids. The record is from RefSeq and is a predicted model, not a curated record. Gene Ontology annotation, molecular function: protein binding.
GUCUUUUAAUUAUUAAAUUCACAAUUUUCUUUACGCCGUAAACUUUAUAAUUAAACUUUGAUUAUAAAAAAAAAUAAUAAAAUGUCAGCGUUUAAAUUGGAAACUAAAAAAAAAAACAAUGAAGUAAUUAAAGAUAAAGAAGAAAUAAAAUCAUACAGCGGUUUAAAAUUAAUAUCCUCAACAAAAGUUUUUGAAAAAUUUCUAGAUAUUUGUUACUGCACUGACAGCAAAGAAUUUCUUUUACUCGAUGACGGUUUAAAAAUUCACAGAUAUUUAUUAGACGGACAAGUAAUCCACCCUUCAUUUAUUCUGAGCCCUAGUAUGUUAUUUUCUAAAAUAAUUUGGUGUGAAAGCAUUAAAUUAUUUGCAUGCUAUGCUCCUCAUUAUGAAACUAUUUGGCUCUUGGAUCAAAAAUUCAAAUCAAUACAGACAAUAAGAAAUGAAUUUAAAAUUGAAAAUUUAAUUUUUUCUUAUGAUGAAUUUAUUGUCGUCGGUCUUAUCAAUGUCACUAGAUAUUUGAAAAAUAAAUUUAAAUUGACUUUCGAGUGUCAUCAAAAAAUAAAUAUAAUGGAUGAUAAUUAUGGAUCUGUAUGGUCAAUACAAUGCUCCUCAUUAAUAACCAUCGAUAUAAAUUCACCAUUAAAAUUAACUGGAUCUUAUUUAACGACAAUGUAUGUUAUGCCAUUGAACCCAGACGAAGACGAAGACACAAGUCUUCCAGUCAAGUUUUUAUCAAAAAAAAUUAACGCUUCCGCAUCGGCAAUUACAGCUCUCUAUUAUCAAUCUGCAAGUAAAUGGAUCAUUACCGGCGAUCAACUAGGCAAUGUUUCCGCAUGGACGAUAAAUUUAGACAGAGUAUUUAAUUACUUAGCCGGCCAUAAAGGCGCAGUGAAGACAAUCAUCUCUCAUCCUUCAAUUUGCGGCUUCAUUACAACGUCCACGGACAAUAUUCUUCAAGUAUGGAGCUGCAAUUUUAAAGAUAAAUCUGAAUCCUUUUCAAACCUUGGAGCAAUAACUUCAAUGGCAAUUAAUGAAUCAUCUUCACUAGUAACUCUAGGAACAAAAUUAACUUUUUUUUACACACACCAGCUUUAUUUAUUUUAUUCUCCACUUACUGCAAAACCAAAUAUUUUGUUGUCUACCCAAAAUCUAAUUCAUCCAAUGCGCAUUGUCGUCAGUAAUAAUUAUAAUCAUACGAUAAGUAUUUUAUCAUCUGCUAGUGGAAAGCAAAUAAAUGUUAUUGUCCUUCCAUCAAAUGUUGAUCCUAUUUCUAUGUCUUACAGUUCAACCACUACUGACAUUUAUAUCGUUCCGAUGAAGAUACAAAAUAUCAUAAUCUUGAAUUCUAAAAUAUAUCCAAUGAAGAUUAAAAAUUCAUGGACAAGUGAAAAAAGAAUAACAACUGUCGUAGUAUACGAUCAUCAUCAACAAAUUGAAUCUAAUCAAUUUCAAACUGCGAAUCCUAAUUGUAUGCGAGUAAUUGCUGGAACAGAUACAGGGGAACUGAUAUCUAUUGAAGAAUCAACUGGAAAAUUCCAACAAAUCAUAAAAGCACAUAAAGGAUCAAUUAAAAAAUUAUGCGCGUCCUAUAAAUCCCGUCACAUAUUUUCUAUAGCAGAAGACAGAUGUGUAAAAGCAUGGAGAAUUUUUCCUGACAUUAUUGAACCCUUAGCAUUAAAUUACUGUAUUUAUUUAACUACUCCAGUAAUUAACAUCGCAUCCGUAGGAUUUUCAGUUUGUGUAAUUACUAGUACGAAUGCUAGACAUCAACUUUUAAUGUACGAUAUAAAAAAUAAAAAUAAAUAUCAACAUAAUCAAUCAAAAGAUCAUGAUAAGCGGAUUCUUGAUAUUUCUACCCUUGAAUCUUUAUUAAUUUGCGUGACAUCUUCAGAAGAUUUUACUUUACGCGUAUGGAGUAAACAGAACGAUCUUCUCAAAAUAAUUGAAAUAAAUUUAAGUGCAGCACAACUGACAUUUUCUUCAUUAAGAGGAGACAUUAUUUUCAGUUGCGGCAAACAUUUAUAUCUUCUGCCUCAUGAAAAUUAUUUACCAGAGCGGUAUAAAAUUGACAUAGAAAUGAAAAAUAUUUGUGAAGAAAAAGAGGAAGAUAUAAUGGCAAGAGAUGAAGAUGAUGAUGAGUACAUGGAAUACGAAGAGGAUGAAAUUAAAAGCAGAGCUUUGCAUCCGGUUAGCAGCGUGCCUUUAUGUUCUUUGGACCCUUCAUCAGACAUUCCACAUCUUGGGACACUUUUACAAGAACAAAAACUUAUGCAUUUUAAAUUGCGUGACCGGGACAUAAAAGCAAUCGAGCAAGGCACUGCUGAGCUUUCUGAAAAACGUCAAAAAAUGAAAAAGAAAAAAGCUUUUAUUAAUUACGACGAGUGGAACAAAUAUGUUGAUGAUUUAGCUAAAGAUAUUGAGAGUAAAAAUAAAAAUAAAAACAAUUUUCCGUACAAUUUUUUUCAACAGAGGCGUAGAGCUAUAGAAAAAUCUUCAUACGCUUCAGAUUUCAUGGAAUUUAAUUACGAAUGGUUAGAAAAAACUAUUCCUAAUUCUCUGGUAUCAGAAAAAUUAAAGGAAGAUAACAAAGAACCUGAACCUCCAACAGAAAAAAAGACAUAUAAAUAUAAAUAUCCAGAGGUUUAUUAUAAAAUAUAUUCGGGGUGUGCGAAUAGUUCGAACUUACGAAUGAUUUGGAUCGAAUCAAAUCCCAAGGAGCACACUUGCCUUUGUGACAUCUAUAAAAUAUCAGUUUUUAGGCUACUUUUUGACAUAUCGAUAAGGCAGCAAUAUGUUGACAAAACGAUUAGAAAUUUAUGUCAUGGAAAAAAUGUCUACUGAAAAGACUUAACACAAGUGACGACAAAAAGUAAAUUACAAAUAGUGGUAAAAUAAGUCAUCUAAAUGACUUUUUAAUUGAAAUAAGACAGGAAAAACAACACAACUCUUCUCUGUCUUCGGAACCAACAUUUGCAUGUCGUAUUUAUACCAAAAAGGUGAUUUUGGGACAAAAAAAAAAUUUGUCUUAUCCUUUUAAAAGACAUCUUAAAGUUAUCUCUGUGCUAGUUGGGAUGAUAUAUUCUAUUCGAAUAAAUGGAACUUCCGAAUAAUUCUAAUUUUUUAAAGUAUUCGUAAUUUUUCAAAUAAUUCGAAACUGCGAAUUAUUCAUGAAUUCUCGAAUAAUUCAAAAAUUUUCUUUCCAGCGGCUUAAAAAUAUAAUAUUUUUCACAAUAGUUCAAAUUUUUGUCAGAGGUACCCAAGUAGCACAGAGUCAACUUUAAGAUGUCUUUUAAAAGGAUAAGACAAAUUUUUUUUAUGUCUCAAAGACACCUUUUUGGGUAUAAAUACGACAUGCAAAUGUUGGUUCCAUAGACAAAAAAUAGUUGCGUUGUUUUCCCUGUCUUAUUUCAAUUAAA